Molecule: messenger RNA, 2610 nt
Organism: Andrographis paniculata
Lineage: Eukaryota; Viridiplantae; Streptophyta; Magnoliopsida; Lamiales; Acanthaceae
Product: protein WEAK CHLOROPLAST MOVEMENT UNDER BLUE LIGHT 1-like
Exons: 2
Coding region: 1-2610 (869 amino acids)
Source: RefSeq, a predicted model, not a curated record
AUGGAGGCGGCUAAAAGCUUCGCCGGAAACGGCUCCCUGGAGUCAUCGCCGCCGGCGGUGCUUCCAUCUCCAGAUGACGACGGUCAAGAAAUAGACGUAGCAACUUCAGACGACAACAAAGAACUCGACGCUACCUCACCGGUAACAACUCCGGAGAAAAUUCCCAAUCCAUCCCCACCAUCGUCAUCGUCGCUAACAGAGACCCAGAACAACAAUAACGGCGACGACGACGGCGAUAACCACCUUUCGGAAUCGCAUACCGAACCCGAACCAAAAAACGCCGCUGCCCAACCUACAAUCGAACCUUUCGACGAAAAAGCAGCUCAUCCGUUUGAGACCUCGGCGGAACCAUCGAGAAACCAGACCGAUCGUAACCAUCCGGAAGCCAGAAUCGUGGCCAGGUUGUCGUCGCCCGAAAACGACGACUUUGUCGCGCCACCUCCUCUCGACAGAACAAAGUCAUCCCCGGACGAGAAUUUGCUAUCGUCAUCGGCUGCUGCGGAUCCCAAGCACCGGCGAUUGGCGAGCAUGGAUCAGAUCGUCGCAAAAGUCGCCCAAACCCAUCUGACGAGAGCUCAAUCGACGAAACCGAACAAGGCAUCGACGAUGCACAGCAUCGACUUAACCCGAGGUCAGAUCGACACAGCCGCGCCUUUCGAAUCCGUGAAGGCUGCCGUGUCCAAAUUCGGAGGGAUCGUGGACUGGAAAGCCCACCGUGUGCAGACCGUAGAGCGACGUAAAUAUAUCGGGCAAGAACUAGAGAAAGCGCAGGAGGAAAUACCAAUAUAUAAGCAGCAGUCGGAGACGGCGGAGGCGGCGAAAAUGCAAGUCCUGAAAGAUCUCGACGCCACAAAAGCUCAGAUCGAAGAGUUAAAGCUGAAACUCGAGACAGCCCAGAAGGACGAAGAACGGGCAAAACAGACCGCCGAACUUGCGAAACUCGAGGUCGAGAAAAUGGAGCCAGGGAUUUCCGACGAGGCCACCUCGAAAGCCCGGGCGCAGCUCGAACUCGCCCGGGUGAAACACGCGGCGGCUGUUGCGGAGCUUAACGCAGCUAACAGCGAACUCGAUCAAAUCAGGAAGGACUCGAAUUCGGCGUUAGCUGAAAAGGAAAAUUGCAUUAGAAACACGGAAGAAGCUAACACCGCAUCGAAAGAAGCCGAGAAGUCGAUAGACGAAAUGACGGCAGAGAUUCUCACCCUGAAGCAAUCCUUGCAAUCUGUGCGCUCGGAACAUCUGGACAAAGAAAAUCGUAUUAUCGUAGAAGUCACCGUGAAAGAGCUCGAGUGUCUCAUCUGGGAGUCGGAAUUGAGUUCCGUCGAGGAGAAGCUCGGGAAGCUGAAUUCAGAAAUGGCGUCGACGAAGGACGUUCGAUCGAAAUUGGGCGAGGCGACGGCGUUGCUGCAACAUAUGAAAGCUGAAAUGGCCAAAUACAUGGAGUCGAAGUCAGGGGAAACCGGGGAAGACGUAACUUUAGAAGGUGUUCUAACGGAACCGAAGAUGCGUAGCCAUAACGGUAUCACAGCUGCUAUAACGGUAGCUAAGAUCGAACUUACAGAGGCGAGGCAGAACAUCGAGACGACAGCCGACAAAGUCGAGAGCUUGAAGGUGUCGGAGACGUCGUUGAAAUCAGCGCUCGACGAGGAAAGAUCCGAACUUGCUGCGAUUAAACAGAGGGAGAGAAUAGCAUCAAAUGAAAUCCGGUGUCUCGAAGCUAACUUAAGCAGCGUAAAGUCUGAACUUACGAUUGUUAAACAAUGCGGCGAACAAGAGGCGACAAAGGAUCUUCCGAAACAGCUUCAACAGGCAGCCCGAGAGGCCGACGAAGCAAAAACGCUCGCCCAAACAGCCCACUGCGAGCUCCAAAAGGCGACGAAGGAAGCGGAACAUGCGAAAGCCGGGGCGAAAGAAAUGGCGAGCAGAUUACAAGCAGCUCGAAUCGAAAUCGAAACUGCCAGGGCUUCCGAGAACCUGGCGAUAGCGGCAAUCAAAGCAUUAGCCAAGAACGAAUCGGCUCAAAGGGACAGUAACGAUAAUUCACCCGACGAAGUCAUGCUUACUUUAGGAGAGUAUUACGAACUUACCAAGAAAGUCCACGAAGCUGAAGUCGAGGCGAACACGAGAAUGGCGGCUGCCGUAUCCCAAGUCGAGGCGGCUAAGGAGUCUGCAUCGAUGAGCUUGAACAGGCUGGAGGAAGUUAAUCGUGAGAUUGCCGAGCGGAAGGAAACCCUAGCACUCGCGUUGCUGAAGGCUGAAAAAGCUGAGGCGGAAAAGCUCGCUGCCGAAGAGGAGUUGAGAAAGUUGAAAUCCGAGCACGAGCAGAAGAACAUGGUCGUCAAACCUGUUUUGGCGCCUGUGAAAGCUGUUUCUGCGCCUCUGAGCCCGCGUUUCGACGAGCCCAGGUAUAUCUUCGGCCCGCCAAGCUGUCUUGGUCUGCACAAGCGAUCGAAAACGUGCCUGGUAAGGACGAGCACAAGACGCAAGACAGAAAAUACAGAAUCACCGACAGAACUAACACUUUCGCCAAGGAAAAAGAAGAGAUCGUUCUUACCGCGUUUCUUCAUGUCCCUUUUCAAGAAGAAGACUCAAGUGUCGAGUAAGACAGCUUGA